CAAAACAAAAUAAAAACCUCUCCAUUUUUUUCUCCCCCAUUUCGCCUUCCUUCCUCUCCUCGGGGUUUUUGUCCACAAACGAGCGGCUCGCCUGCGCCGCGUGGAUUCCCCUUCCCGCCGAUCCGGCGAUGGAUUCGGCGGCGAGAGCCUCGCAGUCGGCGGCGCCGCCGCCGCCCGGCGCCGGGGUCCGCGUCCGCGCCCCGCUGGUAGAGUCUGUCUCAUGCUACUGCAGAUUAGAUACUGGUCUGAAAACUGUUGUUGAUGCUAGAAAGUUUGUUCCUGGAGCAAAGAUGUGUAUGCAACCUGAUGUCAAACCCAACAAGUGCAAAUCAAGGGGCUCUCGUAAGGAGAGGAGCCGAACUCAAGCACCACUUUUGCCUGGUCUUCCUGAUGACCUUGCUAUUGCUUGUCUCAUACGGGUUCCUCGAGUGGAACAUCCCAAUCUUCGGAUAGUUUGCAAAAGAUGGAACCGUCUCUUAUCUGGGAAUUACUAUUAUUCCUUGCGCAAGAGAAACGGGAUGGCGGAAGAAUGGGUUUAUGUCUUUAAAAGGGACCGUGAAGGAAAGAUAUCCUGGCAUGCCUUUGACCCACUGCACCAGCUAUGGAAGUCACUUCCACCAGUUCCAGCAGAAUAUUCAGAAGCAUUAGGCUUUGGCUGUGCUGUUCUGAGUGGUUGCUAUCUGUACUUAUUUGGCGGUAAGGAUCCUCUGAGGGGCUCUAUGAGGCGUGUUGUAUUUUACAAUGCUCGGACAAACAAAUGGCACCGAGCUCCAGAUAUGUUACGGAAACGACACUUUUUUGGUUCUUGUGUCAUAAACAAUUGCUUGUAUGUUGCUGGUGGGGAGUGUGAAGGAAUACAAAGGACACUCCCGUCUGCUGAAGUUUAUGAUCCAAAUAGGAACAGAUGGGCCUGCGUUGCUGAAAUGAACAAUGGGAUGGUACCUUUCAUUGGAGUUGUAUAUGAUGGCAAGUGGUUCCUGAAAGGGCUUGAUUCCCAUCGCCAAGUGACGAGUGAAGUCUACCUACCAUCAUCCAAUUUAUGGUCAACCAUUGAUGAUGAAAUGGUUACCGGCUGGCGGAACCCAAGCAUUACCUUCAACGGAAAGCUCUAUUCAUCUGAUUGUCGAGAUGGCUGCAAGCUUAGGGUGUAUGAUCCAAACACAGGAACAUGGGCAAAAUUCAUGGACAGCAAGCACCACCUGGGCAGCUCGCGCGCCUUUGAAGCUGCAGCGUUGGUUACAUUAAAUGGGAAGCUUUGCAUCGUCCGCAACAACAUGAGCAUCACCCUGGUUGACAUCUCCGACCCAACGAUGAGCAUUGAGACUGACAGUGCACGCAUGUGGGAGACUGUUGCUCGGAAGGGCCAGCACAGGUCAUUCGUGGCAAACCUGUGGUCGACCAUCGCAGGAAGGAACCUGAAGAGUCACAUUAUCCAUUGUCAGGUUUUGCAGGUUUGAGGUCAGCCUGUUGUGAAUCUGAACAUAAGCAGACUAGUAGAAACAAUCCCUCCAUUGAAAGGUCAAUUAGAUUCCAUACCGAAAUUGUGGCAGAAGAAGCUCAUUGCCCAAACAGAUCUUUGUUCAUUAGAUUACCAGAAAACACCAAUUCAGUAUUCUGGAAAUUUGAAGCUACUCAUAAGGUAGGAGAUGGAUGCCGAAAACUUUUGUGCAAACUGGAAACUGAGAAGAGAACUUCCUUAAUAGUUGCGGUGAUAGGGGGGAGAAUAUGCAUCGGUGGAUAACAUUUCACUAAGUUGGAAUAUCCAUCUUCAGCCUCUCACUGUCACUGAUCACUGUACUUAUCUAUGUUGUAUCAUGCCCUCUUGGCAUACUGCUUAGUGUGCUUAAUGUUGGCUCUAUGUUGUAGCGGCAGAUUAGACUUGAGAGUAGAGAAGUAAUAAGCCUAUUGGUUACUGUACUUGAAAAAUCCGUAUGUCCUGGUAUCAUGUGCUGUAAAUCUUCGUAAUUACCCCUCCAACUCUCCAAGCAUUUCAUUGCACCAAUCCUGUUUCUCUAUUUAAUUUAAUGUUUAGAUGAUUUGAGCUGAAAUGAAGAUACUAUGAUUGAUUGAUUUCUA
Oryza sativa Japonica Group (Japanese rice) is the source of this 2076-nucleotide messenger RNA. RefSeq names its product F-box/kelch-repeat protein At1g55270. The record is from RefSeq and is a predicted model, not a curated record. NCBI's taxonomy places the organism in Eukaryota, Viridiplantae, Streptophyta, Magnoliopsida, Poales, Poaceae. Gene Ontology annotation, molecular function: protein binding.